Messenger RNA from Paramecium octaurelia, 1239 nucleotides. The record is from the annotation of a GenBank genome assembly. NCBI's taxonomy places the organism in Eukaryota, Ciliophora, Oligohymenophorea, Peniculida, Parameciidae.
AUGUCAACUUCAUAUUUUAAUUUGAAAUGGAGACAGUCCAUCAAUUAACUUAUGGAGGCCUUAUAAAUAGAGAUGGAUCCCUUGGUUGAGAAUCAGGUCAAGCAAAAUCUAAAACUAGUAAGGCCUGAUUAAGAGUGGUUUGUGUACUAUGGCAAAUUAUACCUAUUUUAUGUGGAUGCAUAUAAAUCACUUGAAAUUUGUUAUGAUUAAUUGUUACAUCCUUAAAAAAGACGUUUAUUAAAGAAGAUGCUUGAAAAUACCAUGUUAAGACAAAUUCAAAUCAAGCAGGUACUAUAAUGAUUUUAAAAUAUGUAGGCCAUGAUAUUCUAUUCAACCUAAGGAAAUGUGAUAAGAUCUGAUUUUGUGAAUUUACAUCAGGUAAUUUUUGAUGAAAAGAGACUCAUAGAAGAUGCUGAAGUUACUUUACCUCAUUAUUUUUCAGAUGAAUAAAAUAGAAAACUUGCUUAUCGUAAAUAAAUGCUUAAUCAUUUUUUAAAUGAAUUUCAUGAUACUACCUAACCAGAAGAAGAAGUUCUAGUAGACAAAGCUGUAUUGGAAAAUAUUGAAUAAGCUAUAUGGUUUAUUUAAAAGAAUGAGAGAGGAAGACAAGGUAUUGAGAGAGUGUUAUUGGCAAAAUAAUUGAAAAAGCAAGAUUUGAAGAAACAAGAGAAACAAAAGAAAUUGCAAGAAGGAUUGGAAGUGCAUGAUUCUACAGAGAGAGAAGAAGCCAUAACAACGAUUUAAAAAUAUUAUAGAGGAUUUAAAGCCAGAGAAAUAGUGUGGGAUAUAAGAGAGUAGGAAUCACUAUUUCUGGGAUUUACAUUGGAAAAACCAUUACAAGAAACCGAUGCUUAUAAGACAUAUCAUUUGUAGAGAGAGAAAAUGAAAGAGAAACAAUAGGAAAGAUUAUAAGAGUAUAAAACAGCCUUAGUUGAAGCAAGAGAUAAUUUAAUGAAUGAUUGGUAGGAUGAUAUCUAAAACUAAAUGUUGGCUGAAAGAAGAAGGUGGUACAUGAGUGAAGUUCAGAAAGCAGAAGGUAAAUUAGUGCCACCAAAAGUUGCUUAAUUCUAUAAAAAAGAUUAAGUGAGAUUGCCAUUGACUGAAGAAGAAUAAGAAAUGAUGGAUUUGUUGGAUAAGGAAAAGAAAGCAGCUAAAAAGAAUAAGGGAAAAAAGAAAAAGAAGAAGAAGCAAGAAGAUGAAGAUAUUNUGUCUGGCAUGUUUACCUUGUUAUGUAGAUGA